GAAGCUCUAAAAGCCCUCUAAUGGAGGACAAGAAAGCAAACAUAUUCGCUACUAUAUUAAUCUUAGCCCUUCUCGUAGUGAUAAUCGCCGCCCGAGUUUCUCUAAAACUCUCCAAAACAUUCUAUCUCAUCGCCGGCGUCGACAUUUCAUUGAUCCUCGCCGUGAUCUGUUUCCUUAUAAUCCGUAGCCGUUACAACAAAGAAAGAAAGCUCUUGGUAUCAAGAUUUGUCUCCGAAGGCAGAGAGCUCCGAAUCGAGUACAGUUUCUUGAGAAAAGUCGCCGGAGUUCCAACGAAAUUCAAGCUCGAAGAUCUUGAAGAAGCCACCGAUGGAUUCAGAUCUUUGAUCGGAAAAGGCGGUUCUGGGAGAGUUCCGGUGAAGGAGCCGCCGGAUUCAGAUGUUGUUGUGGUAGAUCUUUUGGCUGCUGAUGAUGAUGAUGCAAGUACCGUUGGUUCAGGCAGAAAUUUAAGAAGAGCUGUAGAGUUUGGGAAAACUCAUGUUGUUAGGCCUAAAGGGAAACAUCAAGCAACUAUUGUCUGGCUACAUGGGCUUGGGGACAAUGGCUCGAGCUGGUCCCAGCUUUUGGAGACCCUUCCCCUUCCAAAUAUCAAAUGGAUAUGCCCGACUGCUCCUUCUCAGCCAAUAAGUUUGUUUGGUGGUUUUCCCUCCACAGCUUGGUUUGAUGUUGUGGACAUCAAUGAAAAUGGACCUGAUGAUAUGGAAGGAUUGGAUGUGGCUGCUGCACAUGUUGCAAAUCUGUUGUCGAAUGAGCCUGCUGACAUUAAAUUAGGUGUUGGAGGGUUCAGCAUGGGUGCGGCGACAUCUCUGUAUUCUGCAACUUGUUUUGCUCUCGGUAAAUAUGGAAAUGGCAAUCCGUAUCCUAUCAACUUAAGCACAAUCAUAGGCUUAAGCGGCUGGCUUCCUUGUGCAAAGACAUUGGCUGGCAAACUAGAAGAGGAACAGAUCAAGAACCGAGCUGCAUCGUUGCCCAUUAUAGUCUGUCAUGGAAAAGCUGAUGAUGUGGUACCAUUCAAGUUUGGGGAGAAAUCUUCACAAGCCUUGCUUUCAAAUGGGUUUAAGAAGGUGACCUUUAAACCUUACAGUGCACUUGGUCACUACACAAUCCCACAGGAGAUGGAUGAGUUGUGCGCGUGGUUGACAUCCACCCUCGGCCUCGAAGGCAAUCCCUUGAAGUCCAAAACUCCGAAAUCUACCGAUCCUUUCUCACCCACCUCCGCUUUCGAAUCCCUGAAAACCCUUAUUCCAGUGAUCCCAAAUCACUCCACACCUUCCCCUGAUUUUAAAGUCCUCCCCUUUAGCAAAGGCCGUCCACUGGUCUUCUCGAGCGGUGGAGAUGCUAAUACGACGCCGGUUUGGCAUCUGGGUUGGGUCAGCUUGGCUGAUUGUAAGGUUUUGUUAGCGAGUUGUGGGGUUGAUCUGAAAGAGGACUCGCUUGUGUAUUUAGGACCCAAGGUGGAAGAAGAUUUGGUGUAUUGGGCUGUUGAUUUGGCAGAGGAUGGUUUCGUUUCUGAAUUGGGAGGUAGGAAGUUGUGUUUUGUCGAGCUUCGAACCCUAAUGGUAGCUGCUGAUUGGGCGGAUCAACGUGCUAUGGAUGAAUUGGCUAUUGCCGGCAAUGCCAGGGCAUUGCUUGAAUGGCACAACGUGUCACAAUUUUGUGGAUCUUGUGGAGGUAAAACUGUUCCAAAGGAAGCAGGAAGGAGAAAACAAUGCUCAAACGAAACAUGCAGAAAGAGGGUCUAUCCCCGUGUUGACCCGGUGGUUAUUAUGUUAGUUAUUGAUCGAGAAAAUGAUCGCGCACUUUUAAGCAGGCAAUCUAGAUAUGUACCGAGAAUGUGGAGUUGUUUAGCUGGAUUUAUUGAGCCAGGGGAAAGCUUAGAAGAGGCUGUGAGGCGAGAAACAUGGGAAGAGACAGGCAUUGAAGUAGGAGAAGUUGUCUAUCACAGCUCUCAGCCUUGGCCUGUGGGACCAAGUAGCAUGCCAUGCCAAUUGAUGCUGGGGUUCUUUGCUUUCGCCAAGACGCUUGACAUAAACGUAGACAAAGAAGAGUUAGAAGAUGCUCAAUGGCACAGUAGAGAAGAGGUGAAGAAAGCACUGGCGGUUGCAGAAUACAGGAAGGCGCAAAGAACAGCGGCUGCAAAGGUAGAGCAGAUCUGUAAAGGUGUGGAGAGAAGCCAGAGUCUAUCAACUGACUUCAAUCUGGAAAGCGGUGAGCUUGCUCCUAUGUUUAUCCCAGGGCCAUUUGCCAUUGCGCACCACCUGAUCUCAGCAUGGGUAGAUCAAGCUCCUGGCGAUGUUCACUCAAAACAACAAGCCGGUGUCUCUCUCUCAAGUUUGUAGCUAGAAAGAUGAGUUUGAUGCUUAUUAGAAACCAAACGUUUGCUAUGGUUUUGAUACUUAUUUUGAAUUGACGAGUCCUUAGUGUAUGGACUUCGCUCUGAAGUUAUUUCUUGCAACAACUUAUAUCAAUAAAAAUCCAAAGAUUUACCUCAAUAAAUUAUGGUUUUAAAA
Arabidopsis arenosa is the source of this 2528-nucleotide messenger RNA. Lineage: Eukaryota; Viridiplantae; Streptophyta; Magnoliopsida; Brassicales; Brassicaceae. The record is from the annotation of a GenBank genome assembly.